AUGGACGAUAAUCUUCUCGAAGAACUCGAAGGUCUCAAAAAUAUCACCAAACAACCAACAGCCUUCAAGAAGAAAAUAAUUUCCAGCAAGAAGUCAAGUCAGAGGACAAAACUCUCAUUUGACGAUGAAGAAGAGUCUGGAACUGAAGGUAGCAUUCAGCUACCCGUGCUCAGUAGACUUGAUCAACCAAAAGUCGUAUCCAACCGAAAGAACUUCCAAAGUGUCCCUGUUUUCACAAGUAAGAGAGCAUUCAGUCUGAAAUCUGGAAUUAGGUCGCAAUCUUCUUCUGAACAUGAAAUGGAGCUUGAGCUAGAUGACGACCCAGAGAACAAUCCUGUGGUAGAGAACCCAGAGUUGUUGGAUGCCAGUUUACGCGAGAAGCUAGUGGUAACACCAGUUCCAGUAGUGGUGCAAACGAAGAAGUACGUUCCUAUUGAAACUAACCGAUUUGAACCGCUUUCAGAUAGACAAUUCAAGAAACAGCUUAAAACAGAAUACGCGGACGAAUACAAUUAUGACGACGGAACAGAGAAGGAACAACCGAAAGAAAACGAAGAGACAGAUAUAGUCAUCAAUACAGAAGAUAUGAUGGCGGAAGACGAGCCUUUAGAUUUACGGCAGAACACAAACUUUUCUAUCAACAGCGACAGGUACGACUUUGAGCUUGACGAUGAUGAAGAUUCUGACGAAGAAGUUGAUGAUAGUGUCUCGAAAAGGAACAAGAAUAAGAAGGUAGAACUUCGUGAGAUACUCACAGUAGAAGAACAGGUAACAGCUAUGAAAAAUUCGAUUCAUCAACUCGAAAUAGCUAAGCUUGAACAGGAGACUAAAAAGAAACAACUAGAAAAUGAUUUGGAGACGGUCCGUUCGAAGUUGGAUGCUUUACGAACUGAGCUAGCUUCUUUGUAA
Scheffersomyces stipitis CBS 6054 is the source of this 909-nucleotide messenger RNA. RefSeq lists its product as uncharacterized. NCBI's taxonomy places the organism in Eukaryota, Fungi, Ascomycota, Pichiomycetes, Serinales, Debaryomycetaceae. The record is from RefSeq and is a predicted model, not a curated record. The coding region runs from base 1 to 909 and encodes 302 amino acids. The transcript has a single exon.